GAGGGGGGUGGGAGGGGAGGGGGCGCGGGGAGCAUCCAAACCAGAGCUUGGAUUGACAACGAUUUUUUAAAGAAAAAAAAAAAAGAAAAAGCUUUCUGCACUUUUGACCGUGAAAUAAACUCAUCCCAAAGUUGUUUGCCUGUCGAGGAGCGCGAAGAGGUGGAGGUUUGGUUGCUUUUUUCCCCCCUUCUCCCCGUGACAAAGCAUAAAUCAGGGACACCAGGGAAUCGUGGGCCUCCGGGAAUCCUCCCAAGACGACGCUUGGCCUUGUCCCUCCGCAGAGAAGGCGAGGGGGGGGGUGCUUGGAGGCCUCUCUGGAACCGGAGGGGAAAACACGAAGCAAAACAUGAGUUGUGUGCCAUGGAAAGGAGACAAGGCCAAAUCCGAGUCCGCGGAGCUGCCCCCGGCGGCGCCCCCCGACAUCUACCACGAGAAGCAGCGCCGGGAGCUGUGCGCCCUGCACGCCCUCAACAACGUCUUCCAGGACGCCGAGGCCUUCACGCGCGAGACCCUGCAGGAGAUUUUCCAGAGGUUGUCCCCCAACACCAUGGUGACCCCCCAUAAGAAGAGCAUGCUGGGAAAUGGGAACUACGACGUGAACGUCAUCAUGGCGGCGCUGCAGACCAAAGGCUACGAGGCAGUGUGGUGGGACAAGCGCAGGGACGUGGGCGCCAUGGCCCUCACCAACGUCAUGGGCUUCAUCAUGAACCUGCCGUCCAGCCUGUGCUGGGGGCCGCUGAAGUUGCCCCUCAAGCGGCAGCACUGGAUCUGCGUCCGAGAGGUGGGCGGCACCUACUACAACCUGGACUCCAAACUCAAGACCCCCGAGUGGAUCGGCGGGGAGGGUGAGCUCAGGAAAUUUCUCAAACAGCACCUGCGGGGGAAGAACUGUGAGCUGCUGCUGGUGGUGCCCGAAGACGCGGAGGCCCGGCAGAGCUGGAGGGCGGACAUGUAAUGGCUGCCGAGUCCCCAGACAUCUCUGCGUGCGGCCCCCCGCUCGGACAGUGCAAUAGGACGGUGGGGACUGUGGCAGAGCCAGCCAGCAUUCCUGUUCCCGGGAAGGAGAGCGGGGCGCUCGGGGGCGCAGGGCAGGCUGUGGGCGACCCUGUUCUCACUGGCGGGGAGCAGGCGAGGGGCAUCCCGGCGUCCCUUCCUGUGCCCCCCCCACAAGCACUCUGGGGGUCCCCACGCUGACCCGCCCAGAGAUGCUGCCGGGCCCACGCCCCCUCUCCCGGCACCGUGGGCUCUGAAGACGGCGUGUGCCGGCCGGCUGCGAGCAGGGGGGCCUCUCAGGAAACCGGGUCCGACCCCCGCAGCGGUACAGCAUGCGGCCCCCGCCGGGCCUGGACGCCCGCCUUCCCCGCCCCGCUCCGGAAGGUGGUCCGAGCCAUCCUUCAGUUCUGUAGUGAGACGCUCUCAGUUCCACAUGCCAGCCAGGCGGAUCCGGCAAGAUGCUCGUGUGACAGGGUGAGCUAGAGGGGCCUAGAGAGGCCAGACAGGGUCCUCCCUAGCCCAGUCCUCAGACUGGGCUGCCCCCCCCAACCCCCCCAACCCCACCCCCUGGGGCAGUGCCUGCGCUUAUCUACAUGGAUUAAGGCGGCUCUGGUAGGGUCAGAGAUGUCAGCGUCGGCUGUGCCCUCCCCGUCUGGACAGGUGGGCGAGGGUGGGGGAUGGGAAGGUGAGCGGCUCAGGAGAGGCGGAGAGUGGGCUGUGGAGAGUGGGCCGCGCAGAUGUGGAGGAAGGCGGGCAGGUGGGGAGCCGCAGAGCCCCCCCGGGGGGCUGGUCCCCAGCACGGCCACCUCCCUGUCGUUCCCUCCACAGUGACUGAGGAUUGGCCCUCCCCUACCUCUUGAAAUAGCUGCCGGCCACUUUCCUCCGGUCAGCGUGGGAAAGGACCCGGGCCGCAGCUGCCUCGGCCUGUCACCCUGCACAGGUCCUCGCUGCCCCUCGGGCCGGGGUGGUGGCCUCUGCAGCACCAGAGGCUGCAGGGGGCCAGGGGGCGGGGGUGGGCAGCGCCGGCGUGCCAGGCCAGAGCAGGCUUCGCGGGGCGGAGCCCGGGCUUCCUCCCGCCGUGACUGGAGUGCAUGUUUACACCAGCACUUUCUCUGCACAUGGAUCUUCAAUCCCACAAGGCCGUUUUUUUAUGCUAAGAGGCCACCAGGCGGCCACUGCAUUACAUCCUCACAGCAACUGGCCACCGUCUCUCCUGCACCCUUUUCUACAGCAGCCCUGCUUGGCCCCCCAGGGAGCUCCUGGCCCCCGCACACUGACAUUCCAGCCACCACCAGCCCGCCAGCCCCAGGGAGCUUGCUGGGAUCGCCCCGGCCACGCCCGGGAGAGCAAGCCAUCUUCUGGGUACAGGGGAGCGCCAACCCUGCGGGGCUGGUUUCUGUUCACAUCCAAUCUGGUGCUUAGGACAGGGACCCCUGCCGACGCCCCCCUUCCUCCCAGAGAGGGGCGGGCCUGACCCUGAUGCCCAAUAAAGGCGACCCUAGGCUUUUUGUUUGUUCUUGCUUUUGUUCCUUUUUUUCUUUGGCCUUGUGCUGGGUUUGUUUACAGAAGAUGUAUUUUGUUUAACCAAAUAUUAAAGAUGAAAACUGUACAGAAA
Messenger RNA from Sorex araneus (European shrew), 2608 nucleotides. It is a transcript of the gene JOSD1, whose product is annotated as Josephin domain containing 1. Gene Ontology annotation, molecular function: cysteine-type deubiquitinase activity. Gene Ontology annotation, biological process: protein deubiquitination. The transcript is spliced from 4 exons. NCBI's taxonomy places the organism in Eukaryota, Metazoa, Chordata, Mammalia, Eulipotyphla, Soricidae. Bases 347 to 955 code for a protein of 202 amino acids. The record is from RefSeq and is a predicted model, not a curated record.